CCCGCCCCAUUGCCAUCCCUAUUUGGGCCCUUUUCAUAUAGUGGAACCGCAACCCUAAAAAUCGAGUCUGUAAUCUGUACGAUGGCUGCAAUAGACGGAGGUUCGUUGGAGUUGGGAGUUUCUACACCGUUCUAUCCUCCGCCCGAGGAGAAACCGAAGACUGAAACAGACGUAGGAUCUGACUGUGUCUCGAACAAAGUAGCAGAUGUAUUUUACAUCGCAGGAAGAAGAUUCCGCAGAGCCUACCUGAAAGAUGAGGAAUUUCAACGACAGUCCCUUCUUUUUGAAGACCAAUUCGUCCGGAGCGAGG
This is a messenger RNA of Cuscuta epithymum, 310 nucleotides long. The record is from the annotation of a GenBank genome assembly. NCBI's taxonomy places the organism in Eukaryota, Viridiplantae, Streptophyta, Magnoliopsida, Solanales, Convolvulaceae.